AUUCUCUUUGAUGUUGGACUGGACGUUCACCUCGACGGGAUAAUGCGCCACGCCGACUGCAGUAUCUAUCCUGUAGGUUAACUACAUCGCUGCCCGCGUAUCUAUCUCAUCCAAACUCAUCAUCCACAUCAAUCCCAAUUCCUAGGACUGAUCCUCAACAAACGCAGUCCAAAGACCAUUCAUUCUUUGUUCACGAACGAGAUAACCAGACCUCGAGUUGAUAUCUACCUGCAUGAUCCACUGCUAUUGUACUCGCCAUAUCCCUCCGAAUUUGCGCGGUGGGUUUCCGACCUCUAGCAGCCUCUGUCGAACAACUUUUUUUUCAGCCUUGCGCCUCCGCCUGCGACAGUAUAUUUCGCAGCGCCUUCCGCCAACAUGAGUGGCCCACUAGAGUCUAUCGAGGCGCCUGGGAUAAAGGCAGAAGGAGAUCUGUUAUACACAAUGCGACAGGAGGUUGCGUAUCUCCUUGACAGAAAGAAUUUGAGCUUUCCAGGCGCGCAACCCGUUAGUUUCGCCAGGAGACAUCUAGAAGAGUUGACAAAGCAAGAUUACUAUGUCUGCGAAAAGUCUGAUGGCAUGCGAUACCUCCUCUAUCUCACCAAGGACGACCAUGACGAAGAAAUACAAUACCUCAUCGACCGCAAAAAUGACUACUGGUUCAUUCCCAAGGGCGGAUUACAUUUCCCUGUACCACGAAACGUGGAGGGCUUUCAUGUCAACACUCUUAUCGAUGGCGAGCUCGUGAUGGACAAACUUCCGAAUGGACAAAUGCAACCCAAAUACCUGGUUUUCGACUGCAUGGUGCUAGACGGCAACAGCCUGAUGAACCGCUCCCUCGACAAGCGGAUUGCCUACUUUAAAGAACGGAUCUUUGACCCAUACAAGCAGCUCCUACAGGACUAUCCUGAAGAAAUACCAUUCAUGCACUUCAUAGUUGAGCUCAAACAAAUGCAAUUCAGCUACGCCGUUGAGAUGAUGUUCCGGCAAAUCCUGCCUUCACUACCCCACGGAAAUGAUGGUCUGAUUUUCACAUGCCGAAGCACAGAAUAUAAGCACGGCACCGACCAACACAUCUUGAAGUGGAAGCCAGAAACAGAAAAUAGCAUCGAUUUCCGCCUCUCCCUCCAAUUUCCUCUCGUCCAACCAGACGAAAUUGACAUCGCUGAGGGCAUCACGGAGCCUUACCUCGACUAUGAUGCUAUGCCUAUUUGCAACUUGCUGGUAUAUGCCGGGGACGGUCGAGAAGAUCCCUGGUACGGUACCAUGUAUCUAGAGCCUGAGGAAUGGGAGAGCCUAAAAUCGUUGCAGCAGCCGCUUGAUGACAGGAUAGUGGAGUGUUAUAUGGAUUCACGGAAACGGUGGCGAUAUAUGCGGUUCCGAGACGAUAAGACCACUGCGAAUCAUACAAGUACAGUGGAGAGCGUCAUCGAGAGUAUCACGGAUCGAGUUACAGAGAAAGACCUCAUCGCCGCAGCGAAGGGAAUCCGUGAUGAGUGGAAGAGGAGAGCCGCCGAGGAGCAAGCGAGAGAUAAGAAGGAGAUGGAGAGAAAGAGGUUGGCCAACAAUCCCGGGGCCAUGAAUGGUGGCACGAAGCGAAAGGCCGAUGAACAGGGGAAUGGAAGGCCGAGUCCUGUACCACCUGGUAGACGGGAGUAGCAAGUGAUCUAAACUUGGUUGAUUUUCGGCGUUGGUAUUUCCAGGCCUGGUAUUCGGGAUACUGGUCGCAAUUGGCGUUGUGGACAUGGAAUAGCAGGAAGGUCUCGCCAGACAUGGGAGUUUGAGAAAUACGUGGUUCCUUUGCACUGUACCCGAUUACAUCUUAGCUGCCUUUAACAUAUACCCAGCCAGCUAUUGAGCAUAUCCGAAAAAAAAAAAUCAUUGGCGGCAAAAGAUGCGGAG
Amorphotheca resinae ATCC 22711 is the source of this 1899-nucleotide messenger RNA. RefSeq lists its product as hypothetical. Bases 376 to 1656 code for a protein of 426 amino acids. NCBI's taxonomy places the organism in Eukaryota, Fungi, Ascomycota, Leotiomycetes, Helotiales, Amorphothecaceae. Gene Ontology annotation, biological process: 7-methylguanosine mRNA capping. Gene Ontology annotation, cellular component: mRNA capping enzyme complex. The record is from RefSeq and is a predicted model, not a curated record. The transcript has 2 exons. Gene Ontology annotation, molecular function: mRNA guanylyltransferase activity; ATP binding.